CCCAAGGAGGUUCCUCACUGUCAGUGCAGAGCCCAAUGCAGGGCUCGUCUCACCACCCUGGGAUAAUGACCUGAGCUGAAAUCAAGAGUCAGUCGUUUAACCGACUUAGCCACCCAGGCGACCCUCACAAGCAAGCUAUUGUAUCCAUACCGGUUUUGAGGCUUCCAAACAAAGAAUCUUGAGUUCAUUAUGAGAUCCAUCAUAAUGAUAGCUAUCACUUUUAUAGCAGUUAUGUGCUAAGCACUGUUUGGGCACUUUCCAUGUAUUAACCUACUUAAGUUUCCCCAACAAUCCUAUGAGGUAGAGAUUUGUCAUUAUACUCAUUGUACAAAUAAAACGGAUGCAGAAGGAGCUUAAGUAAUUUGCCUGAAGCCAGAGAGUAAAUAGCAGAGAUGCUCCCCAGAUUCCAUUGCUCUUAACCAACCACCUGCGAGACUGUCAAGGCUGAAUUAAAACAUUUCAAAGAAUGCCUGACCCCUCACUUUAAGGAAAUAAUAGUGUUUUCAUGGCGCCUACACUCUGGAUAGUUUUCCUCUUGUACCAAGCCAAAAAACUAGUGCCACCCUUCCAGGCGUCUUCAUUUCUAUCUUCCUUUCCAGUCUGGCUUCAAGUCCCUCUAUUUUCUCCACCGCCCGGCCGGAGGCUUUAGUUUUGGAAGUAACCGUCUCCCAGGUGGAGUUGUUCUAAAUUUCUGACGGCCAAUAGGCGCCGAGGCGCCUCGGAUCCAGCCCAAUGAGGCUCAAAGCUGAGCCAUGGGAGGGGCCAGCGAAGGGGGCGGGAACGGAGCCCCCCUAGGUGGUGCCUACUGUGUGCGGCGCCAGCUUCCCUGCGCGGAGCCAUGAGCUGGACCUGCCCGCGUUGCCAGCAACCCGUUUUCUUCGCGGAGAAGGUGAGCUCCCUGGGCAAGAACUGGCAUCGCUUCUGCCUGAAAUGUGAGCGCUGCCACAGCGUCCUGUCCCCAGGAGGGCAUGCAGAGCACAACGGGAGGCCGUAUUGCCACAAGCCAUGCUAUGGGGCUCUCUUCGGACCCAGGGGGGUGAACAUUGGUGGUGUGGGCUCCUACCUCUACAACUCCCCCACUCCCACCCCUGCCAGCACCACUCCCCUCAGCCCCAGCAGCUUUAGCCCCCCCAGGCCCAGGACUGGCCUCCCCCAGGGCAAGAAAAGCCAUCCCCACAUGAAGACAUUUACUGGAGAGACUUCACUGUGCCCUGGCUGCGAAGAACCUGUCUAUUUUGCUGAGAAGGUGAUGUCUUUGGGCAGAAAUUGGCACCGACCCUGUCUGAGGUGCCAGCGCUGCCGGAAGACCCUUACUGCUGGGAGUCAUGCUGAGGUGAACAGGCAUGACGGCGUCCCCUACUGCCACAUCCCUUGCUACGGCUACCUGUUUGGCCCCAAAGGUGUGAACAUUGGUGAUGUGGGCUGCUACAUCUAUGACCCUGUGGAGAUAAAAUCCAAAUGAGAUGCUCACAGGAGAGGUCACUCUAACUCGGACCUCACCCAUUCCCUCCAUGGUCCUACUGGAAGCUACAGAAUUCUUCAGUCCCUCAGGGGGAAGGUGGGCUUCAGGUGGCCUGGGCCUAGGCUCUAUGGUAGACCAGGGGGUCUAGACAUUCUCUGCCAAUUCCUGCCUUUCCCAUUUCUAUCUGGUCAGGGGAACUAGGCUACCACAUUUUAAAGGGUGGCCUCCUGGCCUUCCCAAUCCCUUCCCUAGCAAAUUCGAUAACUUCAAGGUACUUAUAAAAUGUGUUUAUUUUGGCUUCUCCAAUAAAAUGUUGGCUCCCAUGCCUUCAACGCUU
This is a messenger RNA of Felis catus (domestic cat), 1799 nucleotides long. RefSeq names its product cysteine rich protein 3 (gene CRIP3). The record is from RefSeq and is a predicted model, not a curated record. Bases 839 to 1462 code for a protein of 207 amino acids. NCBI's taxonomy places the organism in Eukaryota, Metazoa, Chordata, Mammalia, Carnivora, Felidae. The transcript is spliced from 8 exons.